Messenger RNA from Acanthopagrus latus (yellowfin seabream), 2044 nucleotides. It is a transcript of the gene drc4, whose product is annotated as growth arrest-specific 8. The record is from RefSeq and is a predicted model, not a curated record. The transcript has 12 exons. The coding region runs from base 161 to 1570 and encodes 469 amino acids. Gene Ontology annotation, molecular function: small GTPase binding; microtubule binding. Gene Ontology annotation, cellular component: motile cilium; Golgi apparatus; microtubule. Lineage: Eukaryota; Metazoa; Chordata; Actinopteri; Spariformes; Sparidae. Gene Ontology annotation, biological process: flagellated sperm motility.
GUGCGGGUGUUGCUAUGGCAACAAAUGUUUGAGCCAGCGGCGUUGAGAUAAAAGUGGAAUAACUUCUCUGAGUCAUAGUGCCAGCUAAUAUUCUACUAGCUUGCCACAUCGAUUAAAAAAACACCGCCUUUGACUGCGUGUUAUUUGCGCAUUAUUUGCAAUGCCGCCUAAAAGAAAAAGCUCAAGUAAAAAUCCAGAAAAGGCAAGGACGCCCACACUGAUAGACGGCCUUACCAAGGAGGAGAUGUCCAAGGAGCAGCUGGAAGAGCACAUUGUGCGCCUUCGAGAGGAGCUGGAUCGAGAGAGGGAGGAGAGAAACUACUUUCAGCUGGAGAGGGACAAGAUCCACACCUUUUGGGAUGUCACAAACAGACAACUAGAGGAGGUGAAGGCUGAACAGAAAAAUUUAGAUAAGGACAUAGAGGAGGAUGAGCGCCGCCACCUUGUAGAUAUCAGGGUCUAUAAGCAGAAGAUGAAGCACCUCCUGUGUGAAAAGGAGAACACAAUCGCUGAGCUGAAAGCAGAUGGUUUGGUCUCCACUGAGCUUGUGCAGAAAAAGCAAGAACAAUUGGAGACUGAACUUCAUAAGGAAAUGAAGGCCAUCAUGGUAGACUUGCAGGGGCUCGACAUUGAAGACCUUGUCAAGGAGCUUGAACUGAAACAUGAUGAAGAAAUGUCUAAAACGCGAGACACCUGGGAGAAGCAGCUCACAGAAAUUAAAGCCAAGUAUGACAAAAAGAUGGAGUUGCUGAUACAAGAGCUUGAGAACAUGAGGAAAAACAAGUUCAGUGAGAGAGAGGAUCACUGGAACAGCUACAUUGCCGCUCUUCAAGAAGACCACAGCAAAGCUCUCAGCGACGCUGAUGUACUUGUAAAGGAAAUGCAGGAGGAUAUGGAGAUGGUGAAUGAUUCAGUCAAGAAACAAAUAGACGACAUGACGAUGAAACAGGAGGAGAAGAAAAAGAACCUGGCCCCUGCCUUGCAGAAUAACAAACGUCUCGCUAAGCUUCUCUCUAAAGCUAUGGAGGAAACUGCUGAAAAAGAGAAGAAAUUGAGCUACAAAGGAAUGACAAGAGACACCAGUGAAAAGGUCAAGAAGAAGCAGCUAAAUGAUUUGAAAUGGGAACACGAGGCACUGGAACAGAAAUUCAGCAAGCUUCAGCUGGAAAGGGACCAGCUGUAUGAGAGAUUCUCUCAGAAUAUUCAGAAGAUGCAGCAGAAAGCGAGUGUGAAGAGCGAGCUGCUGGAAAGGCAGCUAGACACUCUGACAGACCAUCUGGAGAAGACACAGGCUCAGCUGAGUUUGGUGCUUUCUGCAUCUAACGUGGACCAAACUUCCCUCGGUGGGGUCACAAACAAAGUUGAGCAAAACCUUGAAUCCAGUAACAAUACAAUCAAGAACUUACAAUGUAAAAAAGCUCAGAUUUCCAAGGCUCGCAAGGAUUUGCUGCUGACCUUUGAAGCAAAGCAAAGGGCACUUGGUGUCCCUGUAGAGGUACUGUGUGUGAAGCCCUCUGACAGCAGUGUCGCUGGGAAAAGUCUGGAACAUCUUGAGUUUGCCCCUAAAUGAGAAUUCAAUGAAAUGAAAGACUGAGAGCAGCCGGGGUAGUUUCGAGUAAAAGGUCCUCGACGCUCCUGAUUCAGGCUGCCCUCCAGAGGCAGAGAUCAGAGACAAGAGAGACAGUGAAAUUAAGAAAACAGGGUUUAAAAUUCUGGUAUAACAGAUAAAAAGGUUAUAAUGCUUUUAUUUUCUGCCCUUUUCUGCUAAUUAUCACUGCCUUAAGAGCCUUCCCAUCUAGCAGUCCUCAGAAAAAACCCAGGACCUACAAACAAAAUGUGUAACUUCUGUUUCUCCAUUUGAAGUAGUUUAUUAAAAUAAACUGUUUUGGGUUAUAUAUCAUUUUUUGCAUCAUCAUUUAGCAAAUAUAUCAUAAGUGUGUCACAUGUUUAUGUUUUGCUAUGUGUCUGUCCAUGUAUUAUUAAGAUUUAUAUUGAAAUGGAUACAGUAAGUGAAUAUGGAAUUAAAUACAAAAAUCAAACUCGA